CCCCCCUCAUACUAAAGUCUGACUCCGCCCCUGCAUACAAGUGAGGUAAUUUCUCUCCAUUUCUUUCAUCCAUUCAGUUUCAGCUUCGUUCGUUCCUUCCCUGUGUUGCUCUCGCGUCGGUUUUCAGAACUUGUAAGUUCUCUCGAGUUUGUUUCGAUUUUGGCAUUUCUUUUUUCUCUCGCCUUUCUUCUUCUCAAAUGAAAUGCUUAGACCUGUUGUUUAAGAAAUUUGAACCUGUUUUCCCCUUUGUACAUAAUGCCCGGACCUUUUGCAAAAGAAUUGUGAGAUUCGUUUUCCCUUUUUGGUUGAUUUGGUGUGCUUUCCGAACUCCUGUACGUUUCAUGCUCUCGCUGCUUUGAGCUUUCUUUGCCUCAGUUACAGUCUCUUGGGUGUUUCCCUUGUGUGUUUUGCUGCUGCUAAAUUUUAAAAUUCUUUGUGUUUUUUGUUUCUAAUUUCCAAAAAGUCAAAUGUGUUGCUUGAGAAAAUAGAGGAACUAUAUUACUGGGUUUAUCUAUUUUGGUGUGCAGGGGUGUGUUAUGCUUCUAUGGACAGAUUGUUGGGUUUCCAUUUAUGGUGGGUGUGAAAAGGGUUGGGGCGUUUCAUUUUUUUGUUAUAGUUUGGUUGUUGUGCCUUCUUAUUUUUCCCUUUUGUAUGGCUGCUGAUUUUCUGGGCAUUUUAGCUGUGUCUUUUGCAUUUCUGCUGUGGUGCUGCCCAUCUUGUGAUGACAUUUUGGAGCCUGGUGUUCUCCCGGUUCUUUGAUUGCUUUGUCUUCUGUGCGUAAUAUUUUGCUUGAAGGAUUAUUCUGCGGCUGACUUUGUCCCCUGAUAUUUUGUUUCUUUGCACUACCAUUAUUCACACUGGUCCUAGUAGUGGUGUCGGGGACAAAUGUGGUGGCCGGAAAUGCAGCUGCUCCGAGCAGUAGCUCGGAGUUCCGCGAGCACUUCCUCAAACCCCACAACACCGCUCGCUAUAACGUGAACAAGCGCUUUAGCGGCGGACGGGGCCCACUCGGGAAACUAAAAUGGAACGCGACUGUGGCGGCCUACGCGGAAGAGUACGCUCGGAAAAUGUCCCGACCCGGAGUGGACUGCUCCGAGCUUGUCCACUCCGGCAGCGACAUUUACGGCGAGAACCUGGCUUGGUGCAGCGGCGAGAUGAGCCCGGAGGAGGCGGUGAAGAUGUGGGUGGAUGAGAAGAAAUACUACAGCUACAAUCAAAAUGCUUGCGCGGGUGGGCAGAUGUGCGGACAUUACACUCAGGUGGUUUGGCAGAAGACGAGGUUUGUGGGAUGCGCUAAGGCUCUGUGCAACAAGAACAAGCUGGAAAACACGUCUGCCACCUUCAUCACGUGUAAUUAUUAUCCUCCGGGCAAUUAUAUUGGAGAGAGGCCUUACUAAUUGCAGUUAUUAUUAUUGAUGUAAAUUUGAGCAAGUGUUGCUUAAAUUCCUAAACAGGACUUCUGCUCUAAAUAAUUGUCCUCUAAUUGCUUACAUAAUCAAAGUCAGUUAGUUGGUGGAGGGCGGUCCGAGUCGUCCGACAGUGACGGGUGAGCUCCAGUAGAGAUCUGCGGUGGAGCCUGUGGCCAGGGGUCUGGCUGCGAGCCUGCGACAAUAUGGCUGACCAUGCUCCAAGGGUUAUUUUCUUCCUGCAACUAUAUAUAUACUCCAUAUAAUAACUCCUAUUUAGGAAAAAUGUAAACUUUACUUCUGUUUUAACAAUUUAAUUUUAUUUACUCCUUUUUAGAGUAUUUUGUCUCAUCUAAUUAUCAACAUAUACUCCUAUUUAGGGAGUAUAUACAUUGAUUUUAAUAUACUCCGUCUUAAAUAAAUACACACUCCAUCAUU
Messenger RNA from Cuscuta epithymum, 1844 nucleotides. The record is from the annotation of a GenBank genome assembly. Lineage: Eukaryota; Viridiplantae; Streptophyta; Magnoliopsida; Solanales; Convolvulaceae.